Molecule: messenger RNA, 2278 nt
Organism: Arachis duranensis
Lineage: Eukaryota; Viridiplantae; Streptophyta; Magnoliopsida; Fabales; Fabaceae
Exons: 6
Coding region: 1-693 (230 amino acids)
Biological process (GO): nucleosome assembly
Cellular component (GO): nucleus; chromatin
Molecular function (GO): chromatin binding; histone binding
Source: RefSeq, a predicted model, not a curated record
AUGCACAUAACAUUCAUUCCAUUGUUCUAUCAACGGAAGAACAGAACUUCAUGUCUUCAACUUCCUGGAUUUUUCACCAGCACACCCUCAACGAGCUUCUCUCUCAUUCCCAAUUCUGAGACUCAAACUCUCUCCUCUCUCACUGCCACUAGAGUCUCUCUCCGUCUCACUAGAGUCUCUACUCGUUCACACAGUCACACUCACCGGCGUCUCGUUGCUCCUCUGCUAUCGUCGCCGGCGUUUCAACGUCUCGCGGCCUUCCCUGGGCUCCUCCUCGCCGGCGACAGAAGCACUCGUCGGAUCGUCGUUGCUCGUCGUCUUCUGGUUUCAAGUACUCGCCGUCGCGAGUCGCCGUGGAUCGUGGACCGUCGUAGAGUCGUCACUUGCUUCGUCGCUCGUCCUCUUAUGGGGUCGGGUCCUCUUCGUCACCCAGUUGCCCUUGAAAAAGGAGUACCUGCUUUUUGGCUCAAUGCAAUGAAAAACAAUGAAGUGUUAGCUGACGAGAUUUCAGAGCAUGAUGAAGGUGCUCUCAAGUUUUUCAAAGAUAUCAAGUGGAGCAGGAUAGACAACCCAAAAGGAUUCAAGCUUGAAUUUUAUUUCGAUACUAAUCCUUAUUUCACAAACACUAUUUUGACAAAAACAUAUCACAUGAUUGAUGAGGAUGAGCCAAUAUUGGAAAAAGCAAUUGGGUGAAGACCCCUUCAAUGGAAAUAAUCAAAUCCAUCUCAGGCAUCAAGGUUCAAGUCUGUGAAAGAAACCACCAACCCGUUGAUGAGGUCACGGUGGGUACGGUUGAAAUUAAGCUUCCUGAAGAAGGAGUAGGAGGCCAUGAAAAGACUGACAAUAUUUUUUUUUUUGGUAUGAACAAAAUAACCUGAAGGAAUUAGACCAGAAAUAGCAACACCAAAUAAAAUCUAUUGUGUUCUUCAUUUUUACUAAGUAUUCCAAAACACCCUGACAAUUGUAAAAAGCCUUGCUCACUUUUGAAAUUAUUUUUCCCUUUUCCACGUCCAAACUAAUUUGGAUUCGACUAAUAAAGGCAUAGUUGUAAGAACCGAAUCGGACUGGCCAAUUUGACUGGAAAACUAGUAAAUCGGUGAUCUGGUCGGUUCGGUUGAAGCUUUGGACCGAAGAAGGAAUUAAACCCCUUAAAAUCGGGCAGUUUGUCACAAACCAGACAAAACCAGCGAAAACCAGCCGAUUUGAUACAAUCCGUGAACCAACCGGUCCUAUGGUGCUCCCAACAAAUACAGGUCUAGUUCCUUCAGGGUACGGUGUACUCUUGGGAUUCUAGUCUCUGCUGUAUGGCUGGAGUUAUUGGUGUCCUCUCCAUUGUUGACCUGAGGGACUUUUGAGGCUUGCAUUAAUUUUGAAGUUUUCUUCAUGUUACUCUUAUCUGCAGAAUGGAAGCGUUGACUAAAAGGAUUUGUUGAACUGGUUCCUUUUGCUGUUUGACUUUCAAUAUUGUCAGGCAGUCUUCCAUCUUUGGGAUCAUUGGUAGAAAACUUGAUGCGGCCUGAUUUGCCAUUAGUCAUUUCUUUGGUAGCGACAUUGGAUUUCCUUGAGAUUUGUGCUGGCUUCAUGAUGAUAAUUGGAAACUUUCUACGCCGGGGUGAACUUAAAAUAUCAUCAGUGACAAUGUUGGGUUGGUCUGUUGUCUUGGGGUCUGUAGUUCCGAGCUUUCACUCAGACCUCUGUCAGAAGGGUAAUUUGUUUCCUGUUCUCUUGUAAUAUCUAGUGAAUCUUUGUAUCUCUGCAUUGCUUCCAGAAUCUGCUUAAGGGCUUUGAGAUCCUUUCCUGAAUUUUUAAACUGAAGAUCUGCAAUCCUUUUCUCAAUUUCACCAAAUACAGAGUGGGAGGGUUUUGAAGCUGUUGUCAAAGUCUCACUUCCCUUGGGAACUUGUAAAUGAGGAUCUUGGCUUGCAUUAGGUUGCCUCCAUGGGAUUGGUUCAAGUGAAAAUUGAGAAUUUCCGAUUAAGGUAUUGUCCCUUCUAGAAGUCCCCAAGCACUGGUUUCUUGUUAAGGGGAAAGUGGACUUUGGUGUUGGUUAGAAUCUCUCCGGUUAUGGCAACGCUGUUGCUAUUUCUGGUCUUAGCAGUCAGAAUUCAGGUGUUAUCACAGUUGAAAAUGUUAUUUUUGGAUCCACUCCACCUAUUUCUCCUGAAGUUUUGACUAAAGCUUUUAACUACCUUGAAAAACAGUUCUGAUACGAUAAUAACUAAUUUGAUAAAGUGAAGCACCAUCAUUUCAUUCUAUUUAUACGAUAUAUUGCUUUGGC